Molecule: messenger RNA, 513 nt
Organism: Rhopalosiphum maidis (corn leaf aphid)
Lineage: Eukaryota; Metazoa; Arthropoda; Insecta; Hemiptera; Aphididae
Exons: 5
Coding region: 1-513 (170 amino acids)
Source: RefSeq, a predicted model, not a curated record
AUGAAUUCUAAAAGUAUAAGUGAGAUGUUAGAAUCGUCUUUUGAUUAUAGUUCUGUUGACGAUUCAGAUGAUGACCCCAGUUGGGAUAAAAAUGUUGAAGUCAUGUCUACAAGUACUACUUCUAGUACACUAAAUAAUGGCAGACAUGUGAAUAUAGUGGCAUCAGAUGUUGAAUUAUCCGGAGUCAGUGAAAUUAACAGUGAUGGAAAUGAUCCAGAUUUUGACAUGGUAUCUCAUAUAAGUGCAUCAACUGAUGGUGAUUUUGCACCAAUUGCUCGUGGACAAGGACGCCCAAGUGUUCAUACUAAUGAUCGUCAGUGGAGAGAUGAUGAUAAUGUUGUUGAUGAUUUUAUGUUCAACCCUGAUAUUAAAAACUCAGGUAUAAAUCCUGACUUAUUUGACGUACUAAUGCACGGCUCACCGCUCGAUUUUUAUAUGCUUAUAUUGCAUUACCAUCGUAUGAGCUUUAUUGGAGUACUUCUAACAUAUUUUCUACAAAUUUUGGACUUAUAA